AUGGCGGAAGAAACCAGUCUCCCUGAGAAUCGGUCGAAAUUGAAAGAAUUCAUAGCCUCCAUCUCCGUCAUCCGAGGAGACUUGUCCAACAUCACCGCACCGCCGUUCGUUCUCGACACCAAAUCCACGGUUGAAUUGCCCGCAUUCUGGGCCGAACGACCGUCGGUGUUUGUGGCGCCCGCCGCAUCAGAGGACCCCGCGGAGCGUGCCCUUUUGGUCUUGAGGUGGUUCAUUGCGGCCCUACGGAAUCAGCAGUACGCGGGUCGCUCCGAGGAUGAAGGGGUCAAGAAACCCUUGAACGCGUUCCUGGGAGAAGUGUUUCUCGCAAAGUGGCAAGAUGAAGUUGGGACGACGAGGUUGGUCAGUGAGCAAGUCAGUCACCAUCCUCCGGUCACGGCUUGUCGAGUAUGGAAUGAAGAACAUGGCGUUUCGGCGGAGGGAUAUACCAGACAGGAAAUUACCUUCAAUGGAACCGUCAACAUUCAACAGAUUGGUCAUGCGACCCUCCACCUGUCUCGACACGAUGAAACUUAUCUCAUUCCGCUACCCAAUGUCAAAGUCAGGGGAAUUCUGACGGGAAACCCGUACCCCGAGUUACAGGGAACUUACCACAUCCCCUGCACCAGCGGGUACACGUCGACCAUCGAGUUUGCAAGUAAAGGGUUGUUCUCCAGUUCGGACAAGAAACACAGCUUCGACGCAAAAGUGUACCGCGAAGGAGACGAAGAGAAAAAGCCACUGUACAGUGUGACGGGCCACUGGGAUGGGGAAUUUGUGAUCCGCGACGUCAAGAGAGAUGUGGAGGUUGAAAAGUUUGACGUUCGCUCGGCGAAGACGACUCCGCUGGUCACGGAACCGCUUGAAGAUCAGGACCCGUGGGAGUCUCGUCUUGCGUGGCGAGGAGUCCGCGAGGCCCUUCUCAGGGGCGACAUGCAGGGUGCAGCUGACGCCAAGUCGAGGCUUGAAAAUGGACAGCGAGAGAUGCAGAAGGUGGACGAAGACGGUAAACAUUGGAAGCGUCUCUUUUAUGAGGCGGGACAACGGGACGAGGUCGCCGAGGAACUAGGAAGGAAGAUAGGUCAGACCAUCGACCCGGCGGACACGGUUGCUGCUUGGAAGUUUCGUCUCGAAGAGUGGCGGGACGGACGGUUCAACAAGCCGUACCAUGAAGGCUUGAGACCUGACAAUACUAGAUCCAGCCGGACUGGUGAAGGUGUGACGGAUCGAGGGUUGGUGAAUGGGAUAGGUGCCGGGGCUGGAGAAGAGUCUAAACAGUCCGCGGAUGACCGACGGUCGAAUGGCCCUCAACAAUUGGCGACGGACCAAAAUCGAGGAAUCAAUAGUCAUGUCGAUGAACAACAGCAAGAGUCGAGCAUGGAUCCAUCCACAAUAACAACAACUGAACCAUCGAAUUCGGAUGCAUCACAAAUCGAGAGCGGUGUGGCUGGGAUGAGCGUUCAGGAAAAGAGAGCCGUCGAAGAUCUUCUCAGGAAAAAAUACUCGACCUCUGGUCGGUGAUGGUAGCGAGAUGAUCUCGAUACCAUUAUUACAGACACGGUCAAUAGUCAUAGUGAUGGCAAGGUGUCCAGGUUGGUGGAUAGAUACGGAGAGGCAUGUAUUGCGCAUUUGAGUUGAACACUGAACCGUACUAUGCAUACGACACAAUUG
Molecule: messenger RNA, 1668 nt
Organism: Exophiala oligosperma
Lineage: Eukaryota; Fungi; Ascomycota; Eurotiomycetes; Chaetothyriales; Herpotrichiellaceae
Exons: 4
Coding region: 1-1518 (505 amino acids)
Biological process (GO): piecemeal microautophagy of the nucleus; endocytosis; exocytosis
Cellular component (GO): cytosol; membrane; intracellular membrane-bounded organelle
Molecular function (GO): oxysterol binding
Source: RefSeq, a predicted model, not a curated record